AUGGCUCCCGUGGCCAAGCUCCAGAGAGUUCCAGCGAUGCUGUUGGUGAUGUUUAUUUCGCUCGUUCUCCCAGCCGUGGCGUUUGACGGAGGGGACGCCGUCGCACUUCUGCUCGGGGUUACCACAUCGGUGGUGGGCGUUUGUGCGUGCAGCGGGUUGGGUCAUUUUUGA
Molecule: messenger RNA, 171 nt
Organism: Oncorhynchus kisutch (coho salmon)
Lineage: Eukaryota; Metazoa; Chordata; Actinopteri; Salmoniformes; Salmonidae
Product: small integral membrane protein 30
Exons: 1
Coding region: 1-171 (56 amino acids)
Source: RefSeq, a predicted model, not a curated record